AUGAUGGAUAUAAAACAACUACGGGACACUGGUGAAUUAUCGGACUUCACGGUCUACAUAGGGAAAAAUAGAUUCAAGCUGCACAAGUUCCCUCUCUACACGAAAUCCGAAUAUUUUAAGGAUGUGGCUAGUACAAAUCCUGUCUGCGAGCUUUCUGAUUUCCCUGGUGGUUCAAAGACAUUUUCGGUGAUAGCGGACUUUUGCUAUGGAAAAAAGAUAGACAUAAAUCCUUCCAAUAUUGUAUUUCUGCGGGUUGGUGCCGAUGACCUUCGAAUGCGUGGAAAAGAUAAUCUAUUGGAAUUGACCAAAAGGUUUAUGGACGAACUUUUCCUGAAGAUUGUGGAUAAAGAAGACUUUUGUUCCCUACUUGUUAUAAUUAUAGCAGCAAAUUCAUUGAAAGCUCCGAUAGCUUCGCGGAUUUUAGAGGAUGCCAUUCAUAUCGUGCAUUCCAAUCUAAUGACGAGCACUCCAAGUUCACAGGAAGAUCGCGUGCCUGCGAGUGAAAGUCUUGUUCAGCUUUUAGUGUAUUUGCCUUUUGAUUUGCUGGCUCAAUUAGUUAAAGAAAUCGGAUUCGAUUCUCCCAACAACCAAUACGCGUACAGACUGAUUACGAAAUAUUUAGAGCGCGUUAUGGAAAAUUACUUUUUGGCUCAGCAUCAGAAGAAUACCGAAUCGAUGGAACUCAGUAUGAAAGAUCGAGAAAUGACGGAACAGGAACAAAUUAAUGUGACACAACGCGUUGAUUUAUCAAAGUGCACAACCGAAACACUCACGGAUGCUUUGAACAAGGAUGUUUUACCUGCAAAGCUCUUGGCUGAGGCAGCCAUUAAAGUAGCGGAAAGGGAGAAGGCUAAACAAACUGUGCCACAAGAGAAAGAACAGCUUGUCAACGAAGUGCCGAAAUCCACAACGACUGAAGAAGUUGUAAAAGACGAAUCGUACAAAUACUCAAAAUUGUCUGCGUCCCCAAACAUUCCGAUGACGUCAUCUUUGGGACUUUCACCUUAUCUGAAAGGCCCAUGGAGCCGGGACUAUUCGCGAUUACCAGUUACCGGUCCAAGCGGCAGAAAUCGUUUACUGAGCGUGUUCGAAGCGGAGCUACGCAAAGAAUUAUCCCAGGUUCCCACACGAGCGUACUCUCGUGCCCUGUGCAACACGUAUCUUUCCUCUCCCCAUAUUCAAGGUACAGAAAUGCUUGAUUUUUUCUAUCUGGUCGAUAUUUUGCUGAACAAGAAAAAAUGGCUAUGGUUUUACGUGCAAACGACACAAGCCACCGAGAUCAUCUCACGAUGCAUCAAGGAAGCUACCAUUGUUACUCAUGGUGGUGGUGGUGGUGAUGGUGAAAUUCGAUCUCAUCCGCACAUGCCGGUAAAGGCUUAA
Echinostoma caproni is the source of this 1380-nucleotide messenger RNA. NCBI's taxonomy places the organism in Eukaryota, Metazoa, Platyhelminthes, Trematoda, Plagiorchiida, Echinostomatidae. The record is from the annotation of a GenBank genome assembly.